AUCAUUAACCCCACCAUCAACCAUCAACCCCAUUAACGCUAGCCAUUGCUACCCCACCUAAAUAUUUUAGAUCCUACACCCUAGAGCUUCUGAGCUUCUGAGCUUCGUGAUAUUCCUCUUUGCUCAACUCAAACUUACCUAAUAUUGUAGAAACUCUAAGGCCAGCAUCAUGACAGACCUCAACCUACAAGACAUCCACGACACGUUAAUAUCGGUGGCCCACGAGGCCGGCCGUAUGAUCUUGUCUGCGAAUCCUCAAGAUAUAGAUACGGGAACAAAGUUGAAUUCCGCCGACAUAGUCACCGAAACUGACAAAGCCGUUGAGGCCCUCGUCUCGUCGCGACUCUCCAAGGCCUACCCCACCUUCGCCUUCAUCGGCGAGGAGACGUAUAAGCCAGGAAUGCAAGUCACCACAGCACCGACUUUCAUCGUAGACCCUAUCGAUGGCACCCUUAACUUCGUACACAACUUCCCGGAGGCCUGCAUCUCGCUAGGCUUCGCAGUCGACCGAAUUCCCACCGUCGGAAUCGUGUAUAACCCCUACCAAGAUAAGCUAUACUCCGCAAUCCGCGGGCAGGGUGCGUAUUUAACGCAAGGCGCCGUCUGGGGACUCGAGGGUGGCAAAGGGCGCAAAGCCAAGUUGCCGCUGUCCAAGAACCCCCCGCCUCUAAAGGAGUUGUAUACGUGCAUGUUAGCAAGCGAAUGGGGCAAUAGCCGAGAUGGCGUCAAUUUCGAGGUCAAGACGGAAGUCUUUAAGAAGCUAUGCGCAAGCAAGGAGACUGGAGGUGCCAUGGUGCAAUCUAUAAGAAGCAUGGGCAGCGCUGCAUUGAAUUUGUGCGCCGUAGCUGCGGGUCAGCUCGACGCGUACUGGGAAGGCGGCUGCUGGGCGUGGGACGUCUGCGCCGGCUGGGCGAUACUUGCCGAAGCCGGAGGUAUUAUGGUCAGCGGCAACCCGGGAGACUGGGAGCCCAAGAUCGACGAGCGCAAAUACUUCGCGGUGCGCGGCGCGCCCAGUGGGCAAAAGGAGCUUGUGGAGGAGUUUUGGAACGUGGUCGGCGACAGGAGGAUGGAGUACGAGAGUUAGGAUGUAUACGAGAUUUAAGGCGACCUAUCUAGGGCUACGAACUGACGAUGACGAUGAAUAUUAUUGGAACGGCAUAUUAUUCCAAGAACGUGGCUCGGCCGGACUAGACAAAGGAGUAGAGGGGAGGGAUAGAUAAUCGACCAACUAAUAGACCACACAUUAGGG
Daldinia loculata is the source of this 1249-nucleotide messenger RNA. Its product is annotated as inositol monophosphatase. Gene Ontology annotation, biological process: signal transduction; phosphatidylinositol phosphate biosynthetic process; inositol metabolic process. The record is from RefSeq and is a predicted model, not a curated record. Gene Ontology annotation, molecular function: inositol monophosphate 1-phosphatase activity. Lineage: Eukaryota; Fungi; Ascomycota; Sordariomycetes; Xylariales; Hypoxylaceae. The coding region runs from base 170 to 1084 and encodes 304 amino acids. The transcript has 2 exons.